Messenger RNA from Vicia villosa (hairy vetch), 588 nucleotides. RefSeq lists its product as uncharacterized. The transcript has 2 exons. The coding region runs from base 1 to 588 and encodes 195 amino acids. Lineage: Eukaryota; Viridiplantae; Streptophyta; Magnoliopsida; Fabales; Fabaceae. The record is from RefSeq and is a predicted model, not a curated record.
AUGGUGGUACACUUGUUGGAAAAAUUUGAUUAUGUCGAGAUCAUGCAUGUGCCAAGGUCUGAUAACUAUGUUGCCAAUAAAUUGGCACAAAUUGCUUCAGGAUAUAAAGUUCCCAAAGAUAAAUUAGAAAAGAUGAUCGAAGUCAAAGAGAAAGAAACUCAUGAUGCGUUGGAUAAGAUAGGAAAAUUUUCGAUACCAAAACUGGGGGGUGUAGAAGACAAAAUUAAUGAAAAUGGGAAUUUGAAUAUUGUGGAAAUUUUUGCCAUCGACAACAUGGCAGAUUCUGAUUGGAGAAACUCAUUAGUCCAAUACUUAAAUAAUCCAGUCAGAGGAACUGAUCGAAAAAUUAAAUACAGAGCUUUAAAUUAUGUGAUAUUGGGAAACGAGUUAUACAAGAAAACGACUGAAGGUGUAUUGUUAAAAUGCUUAAGUGAAGCCGAAGCAUAUCUGGCUGUGUCAGAGGUCCAUAGUGGUGCUUGUGGAGCCCAUCAGUCAGGCUAUAAAAUGAAGUGGUUAUUGUUUAGACAAGUUGAAGCUGCACUGGCAUCCCACUCCCUGUUCAUUUCAAGUUCUUUGUUCUUUGCUUGA